Messenger RNA from Durio zibethinus, 1067 nucleotides. RefSeq names its product transcription factor bHLH162-like. Lineage: Eukaryota; Viridiplantae; Streptophyta; Magnoliopsida; Malvales; Malvaceae. The record is from RefSeq and is a predicted model, not a curated record. Gene Ontology annotation, molecular function: DNA-binding transcription factor activity, RNA polymerase II-specific; RNA polymerase II transcription regulatory region sequence-specific DNA binding; protein dimerization activity. Gene Ontology annotation, cellular component: RNA polymerase II transcription regulator complex. Gene Ontology annotation, biological process: regulation of transcription by RNA polymerase II.
ACAUAAGACAGCUUAGUCGUGUACAAGAAUGGAAUUUCAAAUGGAAUACCCGGUUCAUAAUUUGGGAGUGAACAAGGGAAUGGAGAGGUCUCGUUGUUCUUCAGCUAAGGAAGAGAGGAAGAUCAUUGAGAAGAACAGGAGAAAUCAUAUGAAGAAUUUGUACUCCAGGCUCAAUUCUCUUCUCCCCCAUCAUAAUUCUAAGGAGCCAUUGUCAUUACCUGAUCAAAUAGAUGAAGCUGUGAAUUACAUACAGAACCUGGAAACAAGCUUGAAGGUAUCCAGGGAGAAAAAGGACAGUCUAAUGGGCAGAAAGAGAUCGUACAGAUGCACCAAUACUGCAAGCUUGAAAUCCCCGGAAAUUAGGAUUAGCGAAAAGGGCUCUGCAAUAGAGGUGGCUUUGAUAACUGGGCAAGAGAGUCAGCUCAUGUUUUAUGAGAUGAUUCGCAUACUUCAUGUAGAAGGAGCGGAAGUGCUAAACGCCAGUUUCUCGACCGUUGGGAAUACAAUUUUCCACAUUGUUCAUGCCGAGAUUGGAGCAUUGGAAGCAGCAAAAAUUAUAACGGAGAAACUAAACAAGUUUGCACAUGGAUCCACAAGCGAUGAGGAACUCCGGCGGGAGCUAUGUGACAACGAAAUCGAUCCUGAAACAUGGGGUUUCCCAAUCAUGUGAUCGAGGCGCUUGACUUGACGACCUCUUCUGGGCAUGCAUAAUUAGGCAAUAAAACCACGAGCUUAUAAUUAAGAGAGCAAACUGCAAGGGCUGUAGCAUUGAAUUAGGAAGAGUAGCCUUAAUAAAUUGACUGGUAGUUUUCCAUCUUUGUAAACAGUGAGCAUACAUAAUUAGUCAGGUACCGGUUUUAAUAAAUGACUGGUAGUUUCAAUUCUACUGUUAGAAGCCCUCUUUGGCUUAUAUCUUGGCUGAUGAACUGAUUGGAGUAGCAACAGAUUUUAUGAAUACUUUUAAGACUCCAAUUCCUCUUCCCUUAGGUUGUGAAUUUUAUAUGUAACCUUCUAUUGGUUGUAAUUGUUUCCAAAUUAUAUGAAUUGAAUAGUUGAAUUUGGUUGUA